Messenger RNA from Pipistrellus kuhlii (Kuhl's pipistrelle), 1596 nucleotides. RefSeq names its product protein NipSnap homolog 3A. Gene Ontology annotation, cellular component: mitochondrion. The record is from RefSeq and is a predicted model, not a curated record. Bases 251 to 994 code for a protein of 247 amino acids. The transcript is spliced from 6 exons. NCBI's taxonomy places the organism in Eukaryota, Metazoa, Chordata, Mammalia, Chiroptera, Vespertilionidae.
CCCACGUCCGGGGUCAGGAGGUUUGAGGAAACAAAGGGCGCCCCGGGGUGCGAGGCCACAGUGGCCACACCCGCGGCGGAGCCCGGCGGACCGGGCGGACCGGCCCGCGCUCCUCGAUAGCGGGAGGCGGAGCUCAGCGCCCGCGCGCCCGCCCCGAGCGAGCCUGCGUCCGAGGGCUGUCCAGGCGCUUCCCGCCGGACGAGGAGGAGGAACCCAGGAAGGAUCACCGGCCGCCGCCCCCCGCCGCGCCAUGCUGCUCCUCCGAAGCGGCCUGACCAGGGCCCUGGCCGCGCGGACCCGGCCGCCUCAGGUGUGCUCAUCUUUUGCUACAGGACCUCGACAAAGCGAUGGAACAUUCUAUGAAUUUCGUACCUAUUCUCUUAAGCCUUCAACGAUGAAUCAGUUUUUGGAAAAUUUUAAGAAAAAUGUACAUCGCCGGACAGCUUACUCUGAAUUGGUUGGAUACUGGAGUGCAGAAUUUGGAGGCAGAGUGAAUAAAGCAUUUCAUAUUUGGAAGUAUGAUAAUUUUGCCCAUCGAACUGAAGUGCGGAAAGCCUUGGCCAAAGAUAAGGAAUGGCAAGAACAAUUCCUCAUUCCAAAUUUGGCUCUCAUGGAUAAACAGGAAAGUGAAAUUACUUACCUGGUACCAUGGUGCAAAUUAGAAAAGCCUGCAAAAGAAGGAGUCUAUGAACUGGUUACUUUCCACAUGAAGCCCGGUGGGCCAGCUGUAUGGGGUGACACAUUCAAAAAAGCAAUUAACGCCCAUGUCAUUCUAGGCUACUCAAAACUAGUUGGAGUUUUCCACACAGAAUAUGGAGAACUCAACAGAGUUCACGUUCUCUGGUGGCAUGAGAGUGCGGAUAGUCGUGCAGCCGGGAGACAUAAGGCUCAUGAGGAUCCCAGAGUCGUGGCUGCUGUUCGGGAAUGUGUCACUUACCUAGUGUCUCAGCAGAAUAUGCUUCUGAUUCCUACAUCGUUUUCACCAUUGAAAUAGUUUCCCACUGAAAUACAAAGCAUUUCAAGAACUAUCUUAAGAUGUGUCUGCUAAUGGUACUUAAAUACUUCCAUGGGCGUCUCUUAUUUGAAGAAGGUGGUAAGUUAAUUCGCUAUGUGUCUGCAUUUUUAAAGCCACCUCUGUUCUUUGUCAUUGCCACCUCAGAAGGUAGCUCUGUUCAUUGUCCCUCCCCGUGGCAUUUCAGUAACUAUACUAUAGAAAUAGUUGCCACUAUUUAUGACCUUGAUUAUCCUUUUUUUCCAAAAUAUCUCUUAUUCUCUAUUUUGAUGACCCUUUCCUUUAUAGCAUUUUCUUAUACUUAAAUGAUGUCUCUACAUUUCUAUGCCUGAUAGAAUUUUAAAAUUAUUUACAUGCAAUGUCUGUAUUUUCAACAUGUCUGUUUUUUCUGGGAUUUAAAAAAAUAUUUUGUCCAGUAAAAUUUAUUUUGUAAUAGCAAAUGGGAUUCGUAAGAAUAUCAGAUCAAAUGUAUUUCCUUACCUUGGGAAAGUGCAGUAUCAUUGUGUCAUCUGUAUCAAUUAUGGUUUUCACAUUAAUUGUUGGUCACUCUGAUUUGGAAAAUAAUGUAAUUCUCAAUGUUAAAA